AGUUAAGUUUAUGAAGUUUUUCUUAACCUCAAACAUAACUGGUUUCAAACAAAUCAUUACUAUACAUUUUCAUGAGUUUUAUAAGUUUUUAACAUGAAUUGUAUCAUACCUAGCGUUCGCAAUCUAUCGAAAUUCUUCCAGAAGGUUCAACCAGUUAUACACACUUCUUCGCACAAUGUUCGAAACUUUGGAUACAUUCCAAUUGUGGUGGAGCAAACAGGGCGCGGCGAGCGUUCCUACGACAUUUAUUCACGUUUACUCAAAGAAAGGAUCGUUUGUCUAAUGGGACCUAUUCAUGAUGCACUUAGUUCAGUAAUAAUUGCACAGCUGUUGUUUUUACAAUCAGAAUCAGCUCACAAACCAAUUCACAUCUACAUUAACAGUCCAGGUGGAUCUGUGACUUCAGGACUGGCUAUUUAUGAUACAAUGCAAUAUAUUCAAUCACCAGUUGCUACUUGGUGUGUGGGUCAAGCUUGCAGCAUGGGAUCAUUGCUUUUGGCAGCUGGAUCACCAGGAAUGAGAUAUUCUUUGCCUAAUGCUCGAAUUAUGAUUCACCAACCAUCUGGUGGAGCUUCUGGCCAAGCAACUGAUAUUCAGAUUCAAGCUGAGGAGAUUUUGAAGUUGAAGAAACAAAUUAAUCAGAUAUAUGUCAAACACACAGGUUUGGAACUGCAGAAGAUUGAAGAUAACAUGGAGAGAGACAAGUUUAUGAGUCCGGUUGAAGCGCUAGAGUUUGGAUUAAUUGAUAAAGUGCUCACAAGCACACCAAAAACGAAAAAUGACAAAGUUCAAGUGCAGGCUACUGCUUGAAAUUUAUAAAUUUCUCAGGUAAUUUACAUAAGAAAAUAAUAAAUAAAUCAGUUAUUCAUUCAAAUAA
Molecule: messenger RNA, 877 nt
Organism: Dalotia coriaria
Lineage: Eukaryota; Metazoa; Arthropoda; Insecta; Coleoptera; Staphylinidae
Product: ATP-dependent Clp protease proteolytic subunit-like
Exons: 3
Coding region: 94-810 (238 amino acids)
Biological process (GO): protein quality control for misfolded or incompletely synthesized proteins
Cellular component (GO): endopeptidase Clp complex
Molecular function (GO): serine-type endopeptidase activity; ATP-dependent peptidase activity; ATPase binding
Source: RefSeq, a predicted model, not a curated record